Molecule: messenger RNA, 852 nt
Organism: Diachasma alloeum
Lineage: Eukaryota; Metazoa; Arthropoda; Insecta; Hymenoptera; Braconidae
Exons: 2
Coding region: 146-499 (117 amino acids)
Source: RefSeq, a predicted model, not a curated record
UUUGUCAGGAAAACUCAAAUUUUCAACUUUCAAGAAAUUCAAAAUAAUGAAAGAAUCAGCAUGAAAAAAUCGUGAGAUAGAAAAGAACUAAAAUCUUCUACUGAAAAGUCUUUACUCAUGUUUUCCCAUAGAGUUACUGGAUCAGAUGCAGAGGUUGCUGGGAAUGCCUCCUCAGCAGGAUAAUUUCGCGGCUCCAGAUCCCCAAAAUCGUGAUCCCCUCAGCUUGGAUGGCAAUGGAGAUGGACAGGAGAAUGGGGAGGAUCCAGCAGUUGGUAUUGGACCAGUAAUCGAGACUUUGGUGCAAUUUCUCGAACGCCAAGAGCAACAGCACCAGCAACAGCUCCAGCGUGAGCUGUUGCAAACUAUCAUGGCUCGACGACUACGUACGGCCCAGGAGUUUCUUGAACUAUUGCAUACAUUUCUCUCAGCACAUCAACGUCGUAGGAAUACACGUCGAGGAACCAAUGGUGGUGUUGCUCGCAAAUUUUGGCGUGGAUGACGUGGAGGUCGUGGAGGAAGAGGUAGACGCGGCGGUGGCGGUGGACGUGGCGCAAGUCGAGCCAUGAUUUUCCACUUCAAUUAGAAGAAAAUUGGAUCUCAAAUCAUUCUUUUCUGAAGAUCGGUGACAAUUGCAACGAUAGAAUGAACAAAAAAAGAAAGAAAAGAAGCCAACCUCUUUUGUUACAUCGUCGGUGAUAUUUUUUACAUCUUCUGUGAUAUUUCUUGUGAUUUUUUGUUUUGAAGAAAUUUUUUGUAUUUUCUACAGCUGUGAUAUUAUGUGUAAUAUUUUUUUUUGAAAGACUUUUUUGUAUUUUUAUAGAUGUACAAUGAGAUGUAAUAAAGGCGAAAUAU